Messenger RNA from Ostertagia ostertagi, 2667 nucleotides. The record is from the annotation of a GenBank genome assembly. Lineage: Eukaryota; Metazoa; Nematoda; Chromadorea; Rhabditida; Trichostrongylidae.
AUGCCCUUGCGUCUCGCCCCCCUCCUCCUCGCGCUCGCCGCCGUCUCUGCCCAGGCGGAGAAGGCUGACCGGCUCAAGCCGAUGACCCUGUCGUCGGACAAGGGCGGAUCGGUCGACGGCGUCAACCAGGUCCGCGAACUGGUCGGCAACGUCAUCAUCACGCAGGGCAGCAUGAACCUGCGUGCCGAGAAGGUGGCCGUGCGCGAGACGACCGACGGCUAUGUCCAGGCCUUCGCCAACGGCGCCGCCGGCAAGGCGGUCAGCUUCCGCCAGGGCCGCGACACGCCGGGCGAGGCCGUCGAAGGCCAUGCCGACCAGCUUGAAUACGACACGCGCACGGAGACGGUGCGCUUCAUCGGCAAUGCCAGCGUGCGCCGCACGCGCGGCGCGGCCGUCGCCGAAGAGGUGACGGGCGCCGUCAUCGUCUACAACAGCCGCACCGAGCCCCUUCGAGCGUGUGCUCGUGGUCUGGCAGCAGCGCCUGAUGGCGAACGCCGACAACGGCAGCCCGCGCAACGUCAUGGCGCGCGCCGCGCUCGUGCUGCACGGCCCGCAGCACUGGCUGAAGCAGACACUGGGCAUCAGCGCGCUGCUGCUGCUGGCACUCGUGGCCUUCCUCGGCGCCUGGCUGGUCUACGGGCCCGCGUCAUCUCGAUAAAACGCGGAGAGAAGCUAGGGAUUGCCGACAGUUCGCACCUUGGCGUGUGCACAAAGCCACGUCGGCAUGAGCUCAUGACGGAAGCCGCGGCCAACCCGGAGCGCAGCGCCGGCCUCAUCGUCGCGUCGCUGAACCGGCGCGGUGCCAACGCCGAGGCCAUCCCCGUCGCGCCGCGCCAGAAGGACGUGGACUGGCAGGCCAACCUGAACAACCCGGCGUUGAUCGCCAAGGUCGCGUCUUCCAAGGCGGUGUUCUUCUCGGGCGGUGCGCAGGAGUACAUCGUCGACACGCUGCAGCCCGGCGGCGAGCCGACGGCCAUGCUCAAGGCCAUCCGCCAGGUGUUCGACGACGGCGGCGUCGUGGCCGGCACCAGCGCGGGCGCGGCCAUCAUGAGCCGCAUCAUGUUCCGCGACGCGCCGGACAACAUGCAGAUCCUCAAGGGCCAGUGGCGCGACAAGCGCGAGUACGACCAGGGCCUGGGCUUCGUCACGCCCGGCCUGUUCGUGGACCAGCAUUUCCUCAAGCGCGGGCGCAUCGGCCGCAUGCUGCCGGCCAUGCGGGCGCUGGGCUACAAACUGGGCCUGGGCAUCGAGGAGAACACGGCGGCCGUCAUCAAGGGCGACGACGUCGAGAUCGUCGGCGGCCGCGGCGCGAUGCUGGUGGACCUGUCCGAGGCCACAUCGGACGCGAGGCUGCCGGCCUUCAACCUGCGCGGCGCCGUCAUCAGUUACCUGGACCGCGGCGACAAGCACGACCUCAAGACCGGCGUCACCACACCCGCCGCUCACAAGCUGCGCGACCAGAAGAUCGACCCGGCCUCUGCCGACUACCGGCCCUACCUGCAGUACGACCACUACUUCCUCGACAUCCUGGCCGACAACAUGAUCGUCACCGCGAUGUCGCAGCUGCUGGACGGCCGCUCGCCCGAGGUGCGCGGCCUCGCCUACCGCGUGCGGCCGCGGCCCGGGGACCUGUCGCCCGAGCUGGGCUUCGAGUUCCGCCUCUACAAGGGCCCCGGCACCAUCGGCUGGUUCAGCAACGCGCUGGGCGGCGACGACUACACGGUGCUGAAGGUGCGGCUGGACGUGACGCCGUGGCAGGUGGCCGGGCUGCCGGUCGCAAACAUCGGCGACAUGGCCAUGUCGCCUGACCGCCGCACGAUCUACGUCAGCUCCGGCACUUCGACGCUGCUGGCCGUCGACCCGGACACGAUGCAGGUCCGCAACACCCACACGGCACCGGCGUGGUCGAUGGACAGCUCGCUGUCCACCGGCAUGGGCCGCACGCGCGGCCUGCCGGUCACGGCCAACCUGCGCAUCUGGUUCAGCGGCAGCCAGUGGAGUUCCCUGCGCUACUUCGACAUGCUCAGCAGCAGUUUCGGCGUGCUGCAGGCCGGCACCAUGUUCGGGAACUUCUACUCGCCGUCGUUCUACGCCUCCGGUGACGGCUCGACGAUGCUGGUCGGCCAGGGCUCGCUCUCGCCGCCGCUGCCGGGUUACAUCUACUCGCUGGCGACAGACGCCGUCGUCACAACGCCCAACGUGCCGCUGGUCUACCAGCAAGCCGUCUACAACGAGGACGGCAGCCGCGUGCUCGUCGACAGCACGGCGCUCUACAAGGCCGCAGAUUUCACGCUGAUCGGAUCGCUGCCCACCACCUACGGCAUCGGCACCACGGCGCUGCUGUCACCAGACGGAAAACGUGCGUAUCGCAUGAUCACCGCCAAUCCCAACUCGCUGCUCGUGGACCACAUCGACGUCUACGACACGACGCAGGUCAACCCGGGAUCGUCGGAGUUCAUCAAGCUCGGCGAGAUCGCCUUGUCCGGCCAGGGCGCCGGUUGCGGCAACGAGUCCAUGUGCGACCCGGCGGGUUCAUUCAUCAUCAGCCCGCUCGGCGACACGCUGUUCUGGGUCGGCAACAAGGCGCUCGUCGUCAUUCCCAUCCCGAGCGCAAUGGCCAGCCUGCAAUCCACCAGCCCGCGUCUGCGGCCGGCCGCUACGCGCUGA